Salvelinus namaycush (lake trout) is the source of this 4515-nucleotide messenger RNA. Its product is annotated as ubiquitin carboxyl-terminal hydrolase 48-like. Gene Ontology annotation, molecular function: protein binding; cysteine-type endopeptidase activity; cysteine-type deubiquitinase activity. The record is from RefSeq and is a predicted model, not a curated record. The transcript has 28 exons. Gene Ontology annotation, cellular component: nucleus; cytosol. Bases 226 to 3501 code for a protein of 1091 amino acids. Lineage: Eukaryota; Metazoa; Chordata; Actinopteri; Salmoniformes; Salmonidae. Gene Ontology annotation, biological process: protein deubiquitination.
CUUCCUCUCUAUUUUUAUGGAGUCCCCCGCAUUUUCUUUGAAAGUGGCUACGUAGCUGCGUCGACAUCAAUCGCAUGUCAUGCGUUAGUACUUGCGCCUAAAACUGAAGGAGGAAAUUAUUUAUUUAAAAACUGACGCAAGGGCGCUAAAUCUAAAACAAACUGAAUAAAAUAUGAAAAUAUAUGCAGCUGCACAAUCAGAAGUUUGUGAUACACGCACGAAAGAAUGGCGCCUCGCGUACAGCUUGAGAAAGCAGCCUGGCGCUGGGUCGAGUCUGUGAGACCAGAGGACAUACAACGGGAACAUAUUGAGAUAGCUUAUCGAAUCUGUAUACCGGCGUGCAAGAGGGGAGCAUGCAGGAGGAAUUGCAAAGGGAACCCAAAUUGUCUUGUCGGUAUUGGUGAACAUGCCUGGUUGGGAGAGAUCGACGAGAACACCUUCCACAACAUUGACGAUCCAAACUCGGAGCGCCGGGACAAGAACACGUUUGUGGGUCUGACAAACCUGGGUGCCACGUGUUACGUCAACACAUUUCUGCAGGUGUGGUUCCACAACCUGGAGCUGCGUAGGACCCUGUACCUGUGUCAGAACGCCAGGGCAGAGGAGCACAACAUGGACUCAGACUACGAGCCUCGCAGCAUAUGUGAACACCUGCAGUACCUGUUUGCACUGCUACAGAACAGCAACAGAAGGUACAUCGACCCCUCAGGGCUGGUCAAGGCUCUGGGGCUGGACACAGGACAACAGCAGGACGCUCAAGAGUUUUCCAAGCUCUUCCUCUCGCUAUUGGAGGACACCUUAUCCAAACAGAAGAAUCCAAACCUGCAUAAUGUCAUCCAGCAGCAGUUCUGUGGCCAGAUGUCUUACGUCACUGUGUGUAACCAGUGUGGUCGUGCUUCUCCUCUGCCGUCCCGAUUCUACGAACUGGAGCUCAACAUCCAGGGCCACAAGAACCUUACAGAAUGUGUCACAGAGUUCCUCAAGGAGGAGAAGUUAGAUGGUGACAACCGCUACUUCUGUGAAAGCUGCCAGAGCAAACAGAACGCCGCUCGACGCAUCAAACUGCACAGCCUCCCACGGGUACUCAACCUGCAGCUCAUGCGUUUCGUUUUCGACAGACAAACGGGUCACAAGAAGAAGCUCAACACCUUCAUCAGUUUCCCAGAGCAGCUGGACAUGGGCCCGUUUCUGGAGGAAAAAGAAGAUGAGAAGUGUGUGUACGAGCUGAGUGCGGUCCUGAUUCACCGCGGGGUCAGCGCCUACUCGGGUCACUACAUCGCCCACGUGCGAGACGCCCGCACCAGCGACUGGUACAAGUUCAACGACGAGGAGAUUGAGAAGAUGGAAGGCAAGAAGCUACAGCUGGGCAUCGAGGAGGACAUCGCCGAAACGGUGAAGUCCCAGACCCGUAAGCCCAAGUGCAGUAAAGGAUAUCACUGCUCCAGAAACGCCUACAUGCUGGUGUACAAAUGCCAGAGAGAGGAGGACACUGACCCCAUGGAGACCAACGUUGAGGUGCCAGGCUUUCUGGGGAGGCUGGUGGACCGAGACAACAGGAAGUUUGAAGAGUGGUGCCUGGAAAUGGCCGACAUGCGCAAGCAGAGCGUUGACAAGGGAAAGGCCAAGCACGAAGAGGUGAAGGAACUCUACGAGCUUUUACCUGCGGAAGACGGCCAAGAGUAUGAGUUUGUGCCUCUGGAGUGGCUGAAGAAAUGGCUGGAUGACUCGACGGUCACCAAAGAAAUCGACAACGGCAACUUCCUGUGUUCUCACGGUAAACUGCACCCCGACAAGGUGGGGGAGGCCAAGAGGAUCUCCGUCAAAGCUGCAGAGCUUCUCUUCGACAAAUAUGGAGGAGGACCCAGGCUAGAUUGCUCAACUCUCUGUGAGGAAUGUGUGGGGCAGAGAUGCAGAGUGCUGCGGCUAAAGAACCAGCUGGCCGAGGAUUACAAAGAAGUCACCAACCUUGUCAAGUGCCCGCCCAAAAGUGAUGAGGGGUACUGGGCGGGCAAGACGUCUCUGCGGAGCUGGAGACAGUUGGCCUUGGAGCAGCUGGAGGAGGAUGAGGAGGAGACCAAACACAGCAACGGCAAAACCAAUGGAGAGGGACCAGAGAUCACUGCUACUAAAGAGUACGGCACGGAGAACCUGGACGGAGACGAGGAGGAAAUGAAGACCUUCAAUGAGGACAUCCUCUGUCGGCACGGCGGUCUGAGUAUCCUGGAGAGCGAGCGGCGGCUGGUGACUGAGGAGGUGUGGUCCAAACUGAGGGUGUACUUCCCCAAAGCCCCCCAGUUCACCCAGCUACAGGAGCCCUGUCAGCAGUGCCUGAGGCUGGAGCGAGAGGGGAAGGAGAAUGAGGCUCUGAACAGGAUGAUGGCGUCAGAACAGAAGAGCUCCCUACUCAACCUCUUCCAGGAGAAGAACAGGCCCACACUCACCAAGUGGCCACAGGAGACAGAUAUUCUCUACAUAGUUCCUCUGUUUUUUGUGGACGAGUGGAGAAGGUUCAUCAGGAGGCCCACUAAGACCACCCCAGUGUCUAGCGUGGGGAACAGUUUGCUCCUAUGUCCACAUAGAGGCUUCAUGUUCACCUUCGACUCCAUGUUAAAGGGAGACGCCCAACAUAUAGCUCUUCUCUGGCCCGACGAAUGGGAGGUGAUUAGCAGACACUUCCUGGUUGAUCAGCCAAUCUCCAUCUGCCGGUUCGGCGAGGCUACGCCCAACGGCUCCAGUGUGGAGUACACCACCCAGCCUGAGUUGUGUAGGGACUGCAGAGAAGGCUUCAUUUUCCAGCAGCAGAGGGACAUGAGAGAGUAUGCACAAGCCACAGUCUAUGUACGCAAGGUCAUAGACGACAAGAGGUUGAAGGAUGCAGCUCCUGAGAUGAAUGUGAGCGGGUCAGAGGCAGAGGAUGAGAGGGAGGAGCCUGUUGCUAAGGUGGAUGGAGAGCGAGACCCUGAUUUCAGCCAGUCAGAGGACGGGGCAAAGCGUCAGAAGCUGAGUGACGGCACCGUCAGUGCUGCCGCAAGUCCCGCCCCCAUGGCCAGUGGUGGCAAAUCGGGGAUCAGGAGGAGCACGAGGCACAGGAAGCUCCGGGGAGAGAAAGCACUCAUCGUCUCAGCCAAUCAGACGCUCAAGGAGCUCAAAAUACAGAUCAUGCACGCCUUCUCCGUGGCCCCGUUUGAUCAAAACCUGUCGAUCGACGGCCGGUGUCUUACGGACGAUUCUGCCACCCUCGGCAGCCUAGGAGUCAUCCCAGAGAGCGUCAUCUGUCUGAAGGCUGAUGAACCCAUAGCAGAUUUUGCAGCAAUGGAUGAUGUUUAUCAGGUGUGUAUGCCUGAAGAAGGAUUUAAAGAAAAAUCCACCUGCACCCGCCCCACCUGCUCAGCCAGUCAGGAGCCGCUACUGCGUUGCGGCCGUGGCAUACUUUUUACUAAAUGGGACUGGGCUUCUUGGCCACUGAAGAGAACACAAGUCGCUGCCCUCGAAGCGGACUGAAGCUGGACAGCAAGAAUAAAAUGCUUGAAAUAGUGUCCAUGAAUUGAGGAAAAAGUGCUUUAAUUUUUUUCUUUUUUAAACUGUGACUAUGUUGCAAACCCUUUCUUUAUCACAAUAGUAGCGGCUGGCUUUUAAUAUUUAAAGACGUUUAUGCAUUCUCUGGGACUUUGCUGUCACGCUCUCUUUGCCCGGACUGUGAGUAGAAACGGGUCAUUAGUUGAGUGGCAUCUUCCAAUAUGGAGCCCAAACUUCUCUCUUCUGUCUGCUUCCGUAGGCUUCUGAGAGGAUAGGCCCAGUCGUAGAAGGUGCCCAUUUUAUUUCGAUUGUAGGACAAAAUUUUCCUUGAAUUUUACAAGAGAAAUUUUUUUGUUCAAUGGAAGCUUGUGGUCAUAUUUAAAGAAUGCAUAAUACAUAUUUAAAGAAUGCAAAUGUUAAAUAUUGAAAAUUGUAACUGUUUGGUGGUUGAACAACCUCAACAAAGUUAACAAAAUACUCCCUUGUGACAUUUAGGAGAAGAAAAUAUGUAUAUUCCUUAAAUGAGUUUAAAAAAACAUAGGAAAUUUAGAUUAGAUUGUGCUGCAGUCAGAAACAGAUGCAGGCCUUGGUGUGAGCUGUUCUUUUCUCUAUUUCAUAUGGGCAAUAAAGUUGUUUUCUUCUAAUUUGAAUGUACAGAUUCUCACACAUUGUUUUGGACUUGUUUGUGCACUGUAGGAAAAUACAAUGGGCGGUUUCCCUGACACAGAUUAAGCCUAAUCCUUUGUCCUGGAAACCGCCCCUUUGACCACUGAUAUUGGAUUAAGUAUAUAUACUCACAUUUUGUAAUUCAUUCUCUAAUAUACACAGUAAACCAAGUCUGGAUGUAUUGUACUGCAACUACAAGAGGCGAUGGUUGGUGUUUGUAGUUUUAGUACUACUAUUUGCAUAAUUUAUUUUUGCAAUUGAAGAAAAUUAUUUCACUCUAAUUUAAAUUUCUCAUAAGUGAAUAAACAUUGAGCACAGUUGAGUUCUCCCUAA